AAGUAUUGGGGUGAAAAAGUAAUAAAGGAAAACUGAAAAAUCUAGGGCCAGUCUCCACUUACUUUUUUUUUCUUUUUGAGCUCCUUGACCCGAUCGAUUCUGAUUCCGGUAGUCCUCUGUCUCUCUCUCCGUGUGUAGCGUAACGUUUCAGUAUUCUAGGGUUUGUUUGAAGUUGAUCUCUUUGAAUAUUAACAAACACAAUGAGAGGAUUACUGAACAAGCUAGUCUCUCGCUCUCUAUCCGUCGCCGGAAAAUGGCAGCAGCAGCAACUCCGCCGUCUCAACAUCCACGAGUAUCAGGGAGCUGAUUUGAUGAGUAAAUAUGGAAUUAACGUACCCAAAGGAGUAGCUGCUGCCUCUAUUGAUGAGGUCAGAAAAGCAAUUCAAGAUGUUUUUCCAGAUAAAAGCGAGUUGGUCGUUAAGAGCCAAAUUUUGGCUGGUGGACGAGGCUUAGGAAAAUUUAAGAAUGGCUUUGAGGGUGGAGUUCACAUUGUUAAGGCUGACAAGGCUGUAGAGACAGCUGGUAAGAUGCUUGGCCAGAUACUUGUUACCAAGCAAACUGGUCCUCAAGGAAAAGUUGUCAGCAAGGUUUACCUUUGUGAAAAGUUAUCACUUGUCAAUGAGAUGUACUUCGCUAUCAUGUUGGAUCGUCAGACUGCUGGCCCACUAAUCAUUGCCUGUAAAAAGGGGGGAACUAGUAUUGAAGACCUUGCAGAGAAAUUCCCCGACUUGAUUAUUAAGGUGCCUAUUGAUGUAUUUAAAGGAAUUACUGAUGAAGAUGCCGCAAAAGUUGUUGAUGGUUUAGCUCCAAAGGUGGCUGAUAGGAAUGAUUCCAUUGAACAAGUGAAGAAAUUAUAUAAGCUCUUUUGCGAGUGCGAUUGCACAUUGUUGGAAAUCAAUCCCAUGGCGGAGACUGCUGAUAACCAGUUGGUAGCUGCUGAUGCCAAGUUGAACUUUGAUGAUAAUGCUGCUUUUCGUCAGAAGGAGCUAUUCAAACUCCGUGAUCCAACCCAGGAAGAUCCUAGAGAGGUGGCUGCUGCCAAGGCAGAUUUGAAUUAUAUUGGCUUAGAUGGAGAAAUUGGUUGCAUGGUGAAUGGUGCUGGAUUAGCAAUGGCUACUAUGGAUAUAAUUAAAUUGCAUGGGGGAACUCCUGCCAAUUUCCUAGAUGUUGGUGGUAAUGCCUCUGAAGGGCAGGUGGUUGAGGCAUUUAAAAUAUUGACUUCAGAUGACAAGGUUAAAGCAAUUUUAGUGAACAUAUUUGGAGGGAUAAUGAAAUGUGAUGUGAUAGCGAGCGGAAUUGUUAAUGCAGCCAAACAGGUUGCACUAAAAGUACCAGUGGUGGUUCGUCUUGAAGGCACUAAUGUUGACCAAGGGAAGAGAAUUCUCAAGGAAAGUGGAAUGACGUUAAUUACAGCAGAAGACUUAGAUGAUGCUGCAGAAAAAGCAGUAAAAGCAGCAUCUGGUUGAGAAACUUACCACACCCAGGUUGUGGUCCUCGGUUCCGAUGAAUCAAAAGUAAUCAAUCUUCACAAUAACACAGCAGAAAUGGGGGAGUUGCCCUCGGAAUAUUUAUUUUUUCCUUUCAUCUCUACACAUUGAGCUUUUGUGUUAAGGAAAUUUAUGGUGGUCUCUUUUUAUGUUUUUUAGUUAUGAGCGAACCCCAGCUUUCUUGUCGAGGGGCACCAUGCUUCCACCAUUUUUCUGUCUUGCAAGGAAAGAUGCUAAUGAUAAAGUUGACAGUUUUGUUAAGAAUUAACUCUUCCUUGGGAAUAGCAAUGAUUUGCAUAUUUUAUGCCAUGGGUUGUUCAUGGUAAUACUUUGUUUA
Molecule: messenger RNA, 1824 nt
Organism: Ricinus communis (castor bean)
Lineage: Eukaryota; Viridiplantae; Streptophyta; Magnoliopsida; Malpighiales; Euphorbiaceae
Product: succinate--CoA ligase [ADP-forming] subunit beta, mitochondrial
Exons: 12
Coding region: 201-1466 (421 amino acids)
Biological process (GO): succinyl-CoA metabolic process; tricarboxylic acid cycle
Cellular component (GO): mitochondrion; succinate-CoA ligase complex
Molecular function (GO): metal ion binding; ATP binding; succinate-CoA ligase (ADP-forming) activity
Source: RefSeq, a predicted model, not a curated record